Drosophila ficusphila is the source of this 2578-nucleotide messenger RNA. RefSeq names its product hexosaminidase D. Gene Ontology annotation, molecular function: hexosaminidase activity. The transcript has 4 exons. NCBI's taxonomy places the organism in Eukaryota, Metazoa, Arthropoda, Insecta, Diptera, Drosophilidae. The record is from RefSeq and is a predicted model, not a curated record. The coding region runs from base 133 to 2250 and encodes 705 amino acids.
UUAAACGUGUUCUCCGGUUUUUUUCUUUUUCGAAUUCCCUGCAAUGUGCGCGAUUUCGACGCCAUGCAGCUGAACAAAUUGACAGUUGAUUGAAUACCACUCGAAACCGAAGGGGAUUAAACGGCUUUAACAAUGCACUCAAAUCUGUGGAUAUUUAUUUGGCGCCGUAAACUUUCCUUCCUGCUCGUUGUGUCUGGCCUGGUGCUCCUCGGCCUCUGGACGUGGGCCAUACUAAUCGAUACGACAGCCUCCUCCGCACAGCCACCGGUCGCACUCGCCAGUUCUGAACGCCAGCAGCAGGAGACCACUGGCUAUCAGCAGGUGCACAUCAUCCAGAAGCUAAUUGCCCAGGCCAAUCGAGUUCUGAGAGCCGAGCGACUCAAAGACAACGCCAUUGAGAAGUCACCUUCGCCGGUCCAGCGGUUGGGCAACGUGCGAUUUCUGCGACCCACGCAAGCGAAGAAGGCACCACUUCCCCUGUCCGAGAGCUAUCUGUUCGAGCAGGAGCGCCUCAAGAUCCUCGAACAGCAGCAGCGACAAAGGAACGCCGGAAUGGAGGAGCUGAAUGCCAAUGCCGAGGAUGAGCGAAUGCUCACUUCGUCGGAGCGACAGACUCAGUACGAGCACGAACUGCAGCGCAUGGGGAUUCCGGUGGUGGCCGGGAUCGGUCCGGAUGGUCCGAGGGCUCCCGCCGAGCGUCUCGUGCAUCUGGACUUGAAGGGCGCCCCGCCCAAGCUGAGCUUCCUCAAGGAACUUUUGCCGGUGCUGCGGGAACUUGGAGCCACUGGCCUGCUCAUCGAGUACGAGGACAUGUUCCCCUUCAGCGGAGCUUUGAAGCCUCUGGCGGCUCUUAAUGCCUAUAAGGAGGAUGAACUGAGGGACUUCUUGGAGUGUGCUGCUCUGCACGGACUGAGCGUGAUGCCGCUUAUCCAGACCUUUGGGCACAUGGAGUACGUCCUGAAGCUCUCCGGCUACGAGCAACUGCGCGAGCUGGCCAUUAGUCCGCAGUCGAUCUGCCCCAGCCAGCCGCAGAGCAUGGCGCUCCUGGAACAGAUGCUCACCCAGGUGAUCGAGCUGCACCUGCAGUGCUUGGGCCAAUCCACACCUGCCUCUGCCGCUCCAAGGGCCCCGAUCAGGUUCACCCACAUCCACAUCGGAUGCGACGAAGUGCAGAACAUGGGAGCCUGCUCCAACUGCCGCCAGCGGAUGCGCAGCGAGCUCUUCCUCUCGCACGUGGUUAGCCUGGCGCACUUCAUCCGCCGCCAGUGGCCGGAGUUGGGCGUGGUCAUCUGGGACGACCAGUUGCGAUCGAUGUCGCUCAGCGAGCUGCAGAACUCGCAGGUGGGCAGCUACGUGGAGCCAAUGGUGUGGGUGUACGCCAGCGAUAUCUAUCGCUUCAUCCAGCCGCAGCUGUGGGACACCUAUGCCAAGAUCUUUCCCGGCGCCUGGACGGCGUCCGCCUUCAAGGGAGCCUUCGGCGAGAGCCUGUUGGUGCCACCACUACAACAGCACUUGGAGAACAACAUCCGCUGGCUGGCGGUGAUUGCCAAGGAGGGCGGACGCUUUGCCAAGGGUAUCCGUGGACUGGCUCUGACUGGAUGGCAGCGGUACGAUCACUUCGCCGUGCUCUGUGAACUGCUGCCGGUGGGGCUGCCCAGCCUGAUGACUUCGCUGUCGACCGUCUCGAAGGGUUACUUCAGCACCAAUCCGAAGGACAAUGAACUGGUGCGCGUCAUGCAGUGCGCCUUCCAGCCGGACAGCCGGCGGUCGGGUCGCCCCUGGCUGGAUCUGCACCAGAACGGCCAUCACAGUCAGCUUUUCGAUGUUUGCACCUAUCCGGGUCACAUGAUCUACAAGUUUGCCAUGCGCCUGCUAGAAAAGCUGUCCGAGAUCGGAGUCUAUCUGCAGCAUACUCGCGAGGAGAGCGCCUGGCUCUCCGACUACAAUGUGCGGCACAACUUCAGUUCGCCGCUGAGGGUGCGGGACCUGACCGCCAGGGCGCCAAUGGUGAUCGAGGAGCUGCGCAUGAUGGCGCGCGAGGCCCAGCAGCUGCUGUACGAGGUGUACGACCAGUACACCGUGUCCGAGUUUAUCGAGCAGCAAAUUUACCCCACCAUCGAGGCACUGCAACAACAGUUGGCCAGGGCGGAGAAGCUACUGCAGCAACGCACUUGGCCGCAGAGACCGCUACCGCUGGCUUUAAAAGUCCAGGAGGACAUGGGCCUCUACACAAGCCAGCAGCAACAAUGAACUGCCCAAUGGACUGAUCCAAACCGACGGAAGUUCCGGUCUAAAUCUUCACAAACUCUGAAAGUGAUGGCGUUCAAAACGCUCAGUCCCAACAUGGCUGAUAAGCCAGGAUUACAUGAAAGCAGCAGCUACAUUUCCCUAAAAAUAAAUACAUAUUCGUAGCAUUAGUCACUUUUAAUACAAACACAUAAAUUAUUCAUUUUUUCUAUACCUACUUGUUUGUAAGCCGCAACUCAAUUAAUCAAGUUACACAUAAUCGUAUUUUAAUAAGAAUAAACAAGAGAUAAAGCAAUAGAGUUAAAAAAUUUGAGUUUUAUUUUGAAUCUCG